CCUCCUAGUGCAGUGUCAUUUCAAAGAGUGUCAACCCACCUCUGGAAUUUCAGAGAGAAGAAGAGGAGGCAUAAUAUGGGACAUAGAGUAAAGCUGCAGCGGUACUGAAGGGAGUGAGUGAUUUUUAGAUUUUUUUCCCCUGCAGGGAUUUUGUGCUCUGGAAACACAUGAAAUCUGGUGUGCCUUGUGUAAAGUCUCUCCACUAAGACCUGUUCCUGUCUAAGCACUUGAAUGAGCGUAAAGCCCCAGGAGGAAUAGCCGGGACUCAAAGCAACCAAAGUCAACUCCAGUGGGAAACAAAGCUCGCCGGCUGCUCACAGACAUGCAGCCCUUCACCUUGGUCGGUGCUCUUCUCUUCCUGCUCCACAUCUCCUUCAGCAGCACAGAAACACAUCGGCUAAAAAUACACACAUGCAAUCUAAUCUAUACAUCCUGUGGGUUAUUUUGAAUGCAAUACCAACAUGCUGACCAACAUGCUGGAGUCUCAUCUGACUCCAGCAACAGGAGUCAGGAGAAGAUCAAGGCACUACCGACAAGUCCCUACUGGAAACCAAGCAGGUGUGUGUCGCUAUGGCAGGAGGCUGGAGUGCUGCUACGGCUGGAAGAAAAACAGUAAAGGACAGUGUGAGGCUCAAUGUGACCACGGCUGCAAGCAUGGAGAGUGUGUUGGCCCCAACAAAUGCAAGUGUUUCCCUGGAUACACCGGAAAGACGUGUAACCAAGAUUUGAAUGAGUGUGGCCUGAAACCCCGUCCCUGUGAGCAUCGCUGCAUGAACAGCCAUGGCAGUUACAAGUGCUACUGUCUCAAUGGUUACACAUUAAUGCCUGAUGGAUCUUGUGCAAAUUCCAGGACCUGCUCUCUCGCUCACUGUCAGUACGGCUGUGAGAACUUUGAGGGGGAGAUCCGCUGCCUCUGCCCAUCUGCAGGUCUGCAACUGGGGCAGGAUGAGAGGACUUGUGUCGAUAUUGAUGAAUGUGUAACAGGAAAGAACCUCUGCCCGUACAACAAACAAUGUGUGAACACCUUCGGCAGCUACUUCUGCAAGUGCCAGGACGGCUACGAUCUGAAAUAUGUCGACGGCAAAUAUGACUGUGUAGACCUUGAUGAGUGUGCAAGUGGCACCCACAAGUGCAGCCACCUUGCAGUCUGUCUGAACACUCCUGGAUCCUACAAGUGCAGGUGCAAGUUUGGCUUCAGAGGCAAUGGCUUUGAAUGCUCUGUAGUUAAGCCGUUUUAUCAGAGGUCGUGGGAUGGAGACAAGGGAAGUGCAGAUGAUUUCCUCAAUGCCAUUCCAGACUCCCAAGUGAGGCCAAAGCAGGAGACUGAAGAUAUCAGAAACGUAAUCCCCGAACCAGUCGUCACACCGCCUCCUAAAAUCCGUCAGCAGCCAUUCGACUACGAAGGAGAGGUCUAUAUCGGACCUCAGACUGAAGGGAGAAAGGAGGAAGAAUUUCCUGAGGAAGAAGAGGAGGAGGAGGAAGUGGAAGACAACCAGCUCAAUCCUAGAGGAGAUGUUUUCAUUUCAGAGGAUUUUGAAUCAGUGUUUGGCCCGGCCACAGAAGUGAAAGAAAUCGAACUAGCCCCAGUUCAGGAAGAGUUUAUCAUGGAUUGCAACUUUGACCAGGGAGCAUGUGAGUGGGUCCAAGACAAGGAUGACGACAUGGACUGGAGUGUAGCCUACCAUAAUGAGGGUGCUGGUGCUGAGUACUACAUGACCAUGAGUGGGCUCAUAGGGGAGCAGGAUGAUGUAGCCAAGCUGAAGUUGCUCCUCAGUGACCGGACCCAGCAGGGCAGCUUCUGCCUCACCUUUGACUAUCGGGUGGCGGGCCAUAAUGUGGGAACUCUCAGGGUCCUCCUGGAUAACAUUGCUUACCCAGUGUGGGAGCAGAGCCAAAGCAGAGACCAGGGCUGGCAGACAGAGCUCCUCACUGUGACCUGGAAAGAGGUGGCCCCAGAGUCUAUUGUCUUUGAAGCUCAGCGUGGCAAAGGUGUUGGAGGAGAGAUUGGCCUGGACAAUGUUGUUUUGACCUCAGGGCCCUGUCAAGAGGAUGUCAGCCCCUUCUUUUAAGAAUCUCCACACAGGAUUUAGGAUAAGAAAAUCUGCUCAUAGCGACACAUGUC
Messenger RNA from Labrus mixtus (cuckoo wrasse), 2122 nucleotides. RefSeq names its product EGF-like-domain, multiple 6 (gene egfl6). The record is from RefSeq and is a predicted model, not a curated record. Gene Ontology annotation, cellular component: membrane. NCBI's taxonomy places the organism in Eukaryota, Metazoa, Chordata, Actinopteri, Labriformes, Labridae. Gene Ontology annotation, molecular function: calcium ion binding. Bases 462 to 2069 code for a protein of 535 amino acids. The transcript is spliced from 14 exons.